CUUUGUCAUUGUCAUUCCUUCUGUCAGAUUCUUGAAAUUUUGUAAAAAUGGCGUUCAGCUUUCCAGCCUUUUCUUACAUUAUAGCGUUAAUAGUUGACGCAUUCCUUAUAUUUUUCUCAAUAUUCCAUGUUAUUGCGUUUGACGAACUAAAAACUGACUAUAAAAAUCCAAUAGACCAGUGUAAUAGUCUAAACCCGUUGGUGUUACCGGAGUACUUGCUGCAUUUAUUAAUAAACGUCCUGUUCUUAUUGUCGGGAGAAUGGUUUUCACUGUUAAUAAACAUUCCAUUGAUCUUGUAUCAUCUGCACAGAUACUACACAAGGCCAGUCAUGUCGGGUCCAGGGCUGUAUGACCCGACGAGCAUCAUGAAUGCUGAUGUUCUCACAGUCUGCCAGAGAGAAGGCUGGAUCAAGCUCGCAUUUUACUUGUUAUCAUUCUUUUUGUACCUUUACGGAAUGAUCGUGGUGCUGAUCGCAGCAUGAGACAUCGCGUACGUUUAGUUACUCGUUUCAAUAAGUCAUAAUUAAUUUAUUGUUAGCCCGCGGUUGUAUCGUGUGUCCGAUGAACAAGGAAUGUUGUAUAGUUGAAACUUCGCAGUAUUUUGAUAAUUAAAAAUGAUUGCAGUA
Helicoverpa armigera (cotton bollworm) is the source of this 626-nucleotide messenger RNA. RefSeq names its product protein cornichon (gene cni). Gene Ontology annotation, cellular component: COPII-coated ER to Golgi transport vesicle; endoplasmic reticulum membrane. Gene Ontology annotation, biological process: endoplasmic reticulum to Golgi vesicle-mediated transport. Lineage: Eukaryota; Metazoa; Arthropoda; Insecta; Lepidoptera; Noctuidae. The record is from RefSeq and is a predicted model, not a curated record. Bases 48 to 482 code for a protein of 144 amino acids. The transcript has 4 exons.